Molecule: messenger RNA, 2338 nt
Organism: Raphanus sativus (radish)
Lineage: Eukaryota; Viridiplantae; Streptophyta; Magnoliopsida; Brassicales; Brassicaceae
Product: 9-cis-epoxycarotenoid dioxygenase NCED3, chloroplastic
Exons: 1
Coding region: 105-1883 (592 amino acids)
Biological process (GO): carotene catabolic process
Cellular component (GO): chloroplast stroma
Molecular function (GO): carotenoid dioxygenase activity
Source: RefSeq, a predicted model, not a curated record
UUCUCUUCUCCACAUCAACAAAGAAGCAAAAACAAAGCCUUUCAAAGAAUCUCAAAAUCGAACUCACUUUGAAGCAACAAUACUGACUACACAUAACUUUGAAAAUGUCUUCUUUCACGGCGACUGCGGCGGUUUCUCGGAGAUGGGUCGGUGGCAAUCAUACUCAGCCGCCAUUAUCGUCUUCUCAAAGCUCCAUACCCAUGACAAGUCGUGUCCAACGAAAGCUCAACGUUUCCUCUGCGCUUCACACUCCUCCUGCUCUCCACUUCCCAAAGCAAUCCCCCAACUCUCCAGCCAUUGUCGUUAACCCCAAAGCUAAAGAAUCCGACAGCAAGCAAAUGAACUUGUUCCAGAGAGCAGCUGCUGCGGCGUUGGACGCGGCGGAGGGGUUCCUCGUGAGCCACGAGAGACAGCAUCCACUCCCAAAAACCGCCGACCCUAGCGUUCAGAUCGCCGGAAACUUCGCUCCGGUGAACGAACAGCCCGUCCGGCGUAAUCUCCCGGUGGUCGGGAAAAUACCGGAUUCCAUCAAAGGAGUGUACGUGCGAAACGGAGCUAACCCGCUUCACGAGCCGGUGACUGGCCACCACUUCUUCGACGGAGACGGGAUGGUCCACGCCGUUAAAUUCGAAGACGGUUCGGCUAGCUACGCUUGCCGGUUUACUCAGACAAACCGGUUUAUCCAGGAGCGACAAUUAGGCCGACCGGUUUUCCCCAAAGCCAUCGGCGAGCUUCACGGUCACACCGGUAUCGCCCGGCUUAUGCUAUUCUACGCCAGAGCUGCAGCUGGUUUAGUCGACCCGGCACACGGAACCGGAGUAGCUAACGCUGGUUUGGUCUAUUUCAACAACCGGUUAUUAGCGAUGUCGGAAGACGAUUUGCCAUACCAAGUCCAGAUCACUCCAAGUGGAGACUUGAAAACCGUUGGCCGUUACGAUUUCAACAAACAGUUAGAAUCCACAAUGAUCGCCCACCCGAAAGUCGACCCGGAAUCCGGCGAGCUAUUUGCUCUAAGCUACGACGUCGUUUCGAAGCCGUACUUAAAGUACUUCCGAUUCUCACCGGACGGGACAAAAUCACCGGACGUCGAGAUCAACCUCGAUCAGCCGACGAUGAUGCACGACUUCGCGAUAACAGAGAACUUCGUGGUUAUACCUGACCAGCAGGUCGUUUUCAAGCUCCCGGAGAUGAUCCGCGGCGGCUCUCCGGUGGUUUACGACAAGGACAAGGUCGCAAGAUUCGGAGUUUUAGACAAAUACGCCGAAGACUCGUCGGCCAUCAGGUGGAUCGAAGCGCCGGAGUGUUUCUGCUUUCAUCUCUGGAACGCUUGGGAGGAGCCGGAGACAGAGGAGGUCGUCGUGAUCGGGUCGUGCAUGACUCCGCCGGACUCGAUUUUCAACGAGUCCGACGAGAAUCUCAAGAGCGUCCUCUCCGAGAUCCGGCUGAACCUCAAAACCGGUGAAUCCACUCGCCGUCCGAUCAUCGCCGACGGAGAGGAGCAAGUCAACCUCGAAGCGGGGAUGGUUAACCGGAACAUGCUCGGCCGGAAAACAAGGUUCGCUUACCUCGCUUUAGCCGAGCCGUGGCCUAAAGUCUCCGGCUUUGCUAAAGUCGAUCUCUUUACCGGUGAAGUCAAGAAAUACCUGUACGGCGGUGAGCGUUACGGUGGAGAGCCUCUGUUUUUACCAGGGGACGAGAACAGAGGAGAGGACGAUGGUUACAUCCUCUGUUUCGUUCACGACGAGGACACGUGGAAGUCGGAGUUACAGAUAGUUAACGCCGUUAGCUUGGAGGUUGAAGCAACGGUUAAACUUCCGUCGAGGGUUCCGUAUGGGUUUCACGGCACGUUCAUCGGAGCUAAUGACUUGGCGACGCAGGUGUGAGUGUUAUGUGUACGUAUAGGUGAUGAUGAAGAAGCUUCUAGAAGAUAAAAAGAGAGAGGGAUUUAUCAGUGGGAUGGUCUGCAUAUACGUCCCCGGAAUCUUCUCCUCUUGUGGUUUUUUCUUGCUGUGUUUCUUUCUUUGUUCAUUUUUUUUCUCUUGGGGUGCAGUUUGAUAUUUCCCUCUUUUUUGGGGUCAAUUUAGAAGUCUGAAAGAUUUUGAGGGACCAGUUUGUAGCUUUUGGGCUGUAGGGUAGUAGCCUGGCCGUUCGAGCUCAGCUGGUUUCUGUUAUUCUUUCACUUAUUGUUGUUCAUAGUGAGAAGUAAAUAUUAUAAUAAACAAGAGAUUGUGUUGAUUGUAUGUUUGUAGCAAACAUUUGGCUUUUAAUAAUCUUUUGUCUAUGGUUUAAUGUUAUUUUAGUUGAAUCCGUUUUACUUAUGGAAUGGUUUUCUGGUUUG